CUUUGCAAUCAUCACAGUGCACAGUUGACUGCUUCGAUGAUACACGUACUCGGCGGUGACUGUGAAUCGAAUUUAGCUGUUGGCCACAUACCCGUAAUUAAACGAAAAUCUCACGAUGAAGAAGCUCUGUUUGUGCCUUCUGCUGCAAUUAUGCGUGUUCGCUGUGGCGCAAGAAAGUAUUUUGGACAGCUCGACUGUAAGAAUGUUCUAUCGUGUAUAUCGUAGAUUUUUAGCGAAUAAUUACGGGACGAAGAAUGAGGCGCGAAUGAUUCGAUUACGGAAUGAAAAAAUCUUUCAAGAUGAAAUCCCACUGGACGUUCCGUUUCCUUGCAACGUAACAGAUGGUAGGUCUCCCGAGGUUCCCGAGUCAGUUCAUCGCCUGAGACCAGGAGACAUAGAUGUCAUUGCCGCGAUGGGCGAUUCUAUAGUAGUCGGCCUUGGAUUGACGUCGAUUAACUUUUUCGAUCUAAUGGUGGAAAACAGAGGCAUAGUGGCGAAUAUCGGUGGUCAAGAGACUUGGCGGAAAUACCUGACGCUCCCUAACAUUUUAAAAGAAUACAAUCCCAAAUUAAUAGGGUACUCAUACGAAGAUUCCAUAAGCACUGAACCAGGCGCGGGGUUAAAUGUUGCCGAAUGUGGCGCGAUGUCCAAAGAUAUGCCUUACAUGGCGCAACAUUUGGUGAAUAAAAUAAAAAACGACUCGAGGAUAGAUGUGAACAAGCAUUGGAAGUUGAUUACAUUGAUGAUCGGAGCCAAUGACUUCUGUGGGAAUGUGUGUACAGCUUCUUGCCCGUGGUCAAUAUUAGAAGAUCACAGAAAGAACCUAAUUAGCGCUCUUAGAAUACUCAGGGACAAUUUACCAAGGACUAUCGUUUUUGUUCUAACACCGCCUAACGGGAAAGAAAUUGUCGCCUCGCGCAGAGGAACGGAUACCAUGUGGAUAUGCUACGUCUAUUCUAUGUUAUUUUGUCCGUGUAUGUUUGGUUUGAAAUACGCAGACCAAAGACCAAUAUACUAUGAAAUAAUUGAGAGGUGGCAAGACAUGGAAGAAGAAAUCACCAAUUAUCCAGAAUUUAAUAGAAAUGACUUCACUGCAGUAUUUAUACCAAUUCUUAAACGUUCGAGCAUACCGCUGGACGAGAAUAACCUCCCCGAUUUAUCAUACUUAGCUUAUGACUAUUUCCAUUUCAACCAGAAGGCUCAUGCAAUAUUUGCAAACACAUUAUGGAACAAUAUAUUUGAACCAGUUGGUAACAAGAGCGAAACUUUGAGCGAUUGUAACAAAAAACUUGACAUGUUGCUGUGCCCCACGCCGGAGAGACCGUUCUUGGCGACGCGUGAAAAUUCAAGGAGCAUAAACGAGACUUGAAAUUUGUGAGGCAGUUUAGUGUAAGUGUAAGACGGUACCUUUACGUUGCCAUUCGACCAAACUUUUCACUGUGCAAAUACGAUACGCUUACGCUAUAAUACGUGUAUAAUUAA
Frieseomelitta varia is the source of this 1482-nucleotide messenger RNA. RefSeq names its product phospholipase B1, membrane-associated-like. The record is from RefSeq and is a predicted model, not a curated record. The transcript has 7 exons. Gene Ontology annotation, biological process: phospholipid metabolic process. Gene Ontology annotation, molecular function: glycerophospholipase activity. NCBI's taxonomy places the organism in Eukaryota, Metazoa, Arthropoda, Insecta, Hymenoptera, Apidae. The coding region runs from base 116 to 1369 and encodes 417 amino acids.